This is a messenger RNA of Trichoderma citrinoviride, 747 nucleotides long. Its product is annotated as S-adenosyl-L-methionine-dependent methyltransferase. The record is from RefSeq and is a predicted model, not a curated record. Lineage: Eukaryota; Fungi; Ascomycota; Sordariomycetes; Hypocreales; Hypocreaceae. The transcript is spliced from 2 exons. The coding region runs from base 1 to 747 and encodes 248 amino acids. Gene Ontology annotation, molecular function: S-adenosylmethionine-dependent methyltransferase activity; O-methyltransferase activity.
AUGCCCAACAAGCCGACCACCGCGGAUCUCUAUCCCACCCCAAAGGUAGCCGCCGAGGUGACGGCAUACUCUGAGCGGAACUCAACCUCGCUGCCAAAGUACCUCGUCGACUACCAUGCCUGGGUCGAGGAAACCCAUCCACACGCGACGUACAUGGUCUCGAACCUGCAGGCGCAGAGUCUCGUCUUCUUCGCCAGAGCCUUUGGAGCCAAGCGGAUCCUCGAGAUUGGCUCAUAUGUCGGCUACUCUGCGCUCGUGUGGGCGCAUGCCGUCGGCCAGGAGGGCAAGGUGACGGGCCUCGAGUUCUCGGAGGACUAUGCCAAGAUUGCGAGAGACGCGUUCGAGAAGCAUGGCGCGAAGAAUGUGGAGAUCAUUGUGGGAGAUGCACUCAAAACUCUCUCAGCCCUACAGCCUGAAGAGCCAUAUGACCUGAUCUUCAUCGACGCUCAGAAGUCAGGCUAUCCCGCCUACCUCAGGGACAUCCUCGCCGGCUCCCAGCCCGGCUCGGCCACGCGGCUCCUGCGCCCCGGCGGCAUCAUCAUCGCGGACAACGUCCUCCGGCGGGGCCUGGUGGCCGACGGCAGCGAGGAGAAUCCCAACGCGCAGGUGCAGCGGCACGUCGGCUCGCCGGAGGAGGAUCUCGUGGCGCUGCGGGAGUUUAACGCUGCGCUGGCGGGGGACAAGCGGUUGGAGGUGCUUCUGCUGCCGGUGUUUGACGGGGUUGGGUUUGCGAGGCUUUUGGAUUGA